This is a messenger RNA of Austrofundulus limnaeus, 1624 nucleotides long. It is a transcript of the gene pitpnab, whose product is annotated as phosphatidylinositol transfer protein, alpha b. The transcript has 12 exons. NCBI's taxonomy places the organism in Eukaryota, Metazoa, Chordata, Actinopteri, Cyprinodontiformes, Rivulidae. Gene Ontology annotation, biological process: phospholipid transport. Gene Ontology annotation, molecular function: phosphatidylinositol binding; phosphatidylinositol transfer activity; phosphatidylcholine binding. Gene Ontology annotation, cellular component: cytoplasm. The coding region runs from base 270 to 1082 and encodes 270 amino acids. The record is from RefSeq and is a predicted model, not a curated record.
CUCUCCUCUGUUCCUCCUCCUCCUCCUCCUCUCCGCAGGCCUUCUCUCUCUGCGGGCCGCGGCUGCGAUCAGGAAGUGAAUUUGAAGAGAAAAGCGGCUGAGGAGGGAGGAUGACAUAGAGAGCGAAAGGGGGAGAGAGGUGGGAGAAAAGCAAGCGGAUGAACUAAACGGUGGGAAGAGCCGAGCCUGUUUCUGGUACCGUUUUUUGGAGCUGUUCCACCCCGGGAUAUAGAUCCUCUCUGCAGCGCCCCAAAAAUAUCUUAAAGAAAAUGCUCAUAAAGGAAUAUCGGGUGAUUCUUCCGAUCUCUGUGGAAGAGUAUCAGGUUGGCCAGCUGUACUCUGUGGCUGAAGCCAGUAAGAAUGAGACGGGUGGAGGUGAAGGGGUGGAGGUGCUAAAGAACGAACCCUAUGAGAAUAAUGGAGAAAAGGGGCAGUAUACACACAAAAUUUAUCAUUUGCAGAGUAAAGUGCCGUCAUUCGUCAGAAUGUUGGCUCCGUCUUCAGCCCUCAACAUCCAUGAGAAGGCCUGGAACGCAUACCCAUACUGUCGUACAGUGAUCACAAACGAGUACAUGAAAGAUAACUUCCUGAUCAAGAUUGAGACAUGGCACAAACCUGACAUGGGACACCAAGAAAAUGUACAUGGUUUAGAUGCAGAAACCUGGAAGAAGGUGGACGUAGUCUAUAUUGAUAUUGCAGACCGAAGCCAGGUGGAGCCAAAGGAUUACAAGCCAGAGGAGGACCCUUGUAGGUACAAGUCAGUGAAGACGGGACGAGGUCCUCUAGGACCAGACUGGAAGAAGGAGCUUCCUAACAAAAAAGACUGCCCACACAUGUGUGCCUACAAACUGGUCACAGUCAAGUUCAAGUGGUGGGGUCUGCAAAACAAAGUGGAGAGCUUCAUUCAGAAGCAAGAGAAGCGCUUGUUCACUAAUUUCCACCGCCAGCUGUUCUGCUGGAUUGAUAAGUGGAUUGAGUUGAACAUGGAGGACAUUCGUCGCAUGGAGGAGGAGACGCGUAAGGAGCUAGAUGAGAUGAGAGUGAAAGACCCGGUAAAAGGGAUGGUGGCUCUAGAAGACUGAAGUCGUGUUGGACGUGAAUGCUGCUGCUCAUCAGAAAGCCCAGAAACCAGCGGAUUCACUCRUCCUUUUGUCUCAACUGGCACGUCUGACCAGCCGUCCAAACCCCACGUCCUGCAGUACAGUCUGGUUUGCAGGGAACCGGACCCAAUACACCCCGAGUUUUCAGCUGAUCUCCUCCGUGCCACCUAUCCUUUUUUAAACCCCAUCUGUCCUUUUAUUUGUUUCAUACAUCUAAUGUCCCCGUAAUGUACUUGGACUCCUCCAGUAGCAGCGUCAUAGGUCUCAUCGAUCACUCUUCCCUUUCUCUCAGAAUCAUUCAAAACUACAGACAAUAAGAAUAUUGUCAUCAUCUCUGCGAUUUAGGACUUAUUUUUUAAUUCAGAUCUCCCAGUGAUGUGUAUAUAAAUACAUAUACAAAUAGUCUGCUGUAUACUUCUGACCAAUCAGAGAGGGGUUUCUUUUUUCCUUGUACCUGCCUUCAUAUGUCACGUGUGUGUGUGUGUGUGUGUGUGUGUGUGUGUGUGUGUGUGUGUGUGUGUGUG